AAUUGGCCAAGGAUGCUUGUGAGACACCGCCUGUACGGCCGCCGAGAACGACGAGGCAGACGACAGCGGCGACAGUGCCAAACAGGUAUGUCUUCUUGUGUUCGCCGACGUGAGACGUAGCAGACAUGGCCUAGAUGCGCAUGGAUUAUGAGGAGAUCGCUACAGUGCUGUUUGUGUGACUUGUCAUCUCGGUCGCGUCUCGAAAGAUUUUGGAUCGCGACUGACACCAAAUCAAUAGCCACGGACAGAUAAGAAGACAAGGCGGGCUAGUGGCGAAUAGAAGUAUCAGGUCGGCUCGGGGAGAGGUGUCAUGAAGCGAUAUCUCUUUGUUGGCAUUGUCGCGUCGGUCGUGUGCUUCCUCAUCUUCAAUCGUACCUCAGAGAACGCUGAGUAUGAUUACACAGAUCCAUUCAAUACAGCACAACCUGGCCGCAGAGAUCAACCAGAGAAGUACUGCAAAUGGAUCUUUGACCGCUACGAGUCAUCUGCUUUUGAGCAGGAAUGGUUGUCGCUCGUUACAACAGGUGGUGUGAAUGACAAUGUCUGUGCCAAGGUUGCUGAACCGCAUCAUGCAGGACACAUCACAGAGAUUAUGGGCCGGCUUGCUCAUCUGGUACGGAUAUUGGAUGGUGCCAUCAAAUGGGAAAAUCAAGAUACGGGCAAACCACAGCCGCCACCUGCUGCAGAUAACCUAUUUUCUCGCUUUCACUACAAACGGAUUUGCUUUGUAGAGAAGGACCACGUUUGGCGACAUGCACCGGGUCAUGGUGUUCAAUUGAUUGAGCCGUUGUUUGGCAUGCUCAGGGAUCCCUAUGACAUUUGGUGUGCAAAGAAGAAGCUCAAGUCGCCUCCUGGAGGCUACUACAAUGAUGUCCAUGCAGAGUCCACACAGCAUAUCCUGCCCAUGGGCUUCGCUCCAUAUGCGUACACAACCACAGCACAUGGAAAGUUAGAGGAGUGGAGAAUGUACGGUAUACCACCUUGGCAUUCAAGCUACCGGCCUGAACCACUUGAUGGCGUUAAAUGGACCUAUAGCCCGCCACGCAAUAUGCACAUUGAUGUGGGUGCAUCCAACUUUGCUUCGACGCCAAAUGCGCCAAAAUGGGUUUACGAUCGCUACCAGGCGCGUGGUCAGCCAUUCGACAAGUUCAUUGCUAUUCAUGGGGACAUGGCAGAUGCGAAAGCAUCACACUCCGAUGUGCCAGCAGAUCUGAUCGGCCCUUACCAAGUGCUCGGUAUGUCACUCUUUCCAAACGGCUUCGAAUACCAAGGAGUGCAGAAUGUGAUUCGGCGGACUGUGAAGGAAGAAGACUUCUUCGUCCUGAAGGUUCACGACAAUUCACGCGAGUUUUCUGAACGAUUCGUCAAGGAUCUCGUGUCGGACGAGAAUGGGCUCGCCAAGCUCAUUGAUGAAUUCUACUUUGAGCACAAGGUCAAGUUCAACCCUAUGGCGGCUCCGUGGAGCUUAGAGGACAAACAUAAGUCACAGGUGGGCGAUUUGUCGACAUCGUACAAACUCUUCAAGGAUUUGCGCGACAGGGGCAUUCGAGCACAUUCUUGGCCGUGAUACGGGAGACUUUCCCGAAAGCGUGUCAUCCUGAGUAUAAUGUAUAGACCUGCUCGUAUGCAUGUGCGCUCUUCUUGCAACCUAUCUUGAUUAUGUGACGGUACGCCUCGAGACAUCGCCUGUUGUAGACCAUUUUAUACUGGUGUAGCCCUGGUCACUCUCAUCUCGAGUGAGCCGCAAGCUACGGCCUGCCUCCCCGAUCCGAGCGUUAUCCACACUGCUCGUAGCUGGAGAACUCGCUCGCGUCUGCCCACUCAGUCAGUCUGUUCAACG
Molecule: messenger RNA, 1840 nt
Organism: Protomyces lactucae-debilis
Lineage: Eukaryota; Fungi; Ascomycota; Taphrinomycetes; Taphrinales; Protomycetaceae
Exons: 1
Coding region: 311-1567 (418 amino acids)
Source: RefSeq, a predicted model, not a curated record